AUGGCCAGCUUCGGUGGCCAUGGCCACCUGGCCUGGGCUGCUAGAAGAGACCUGGGAGCCAUGUUUCACUACUCAGUUGCCCCGAAUGCACCCGGGGGCAACUGCGCCAAAUACGGCCAGGCUACGCUGGACGCAGUCUUCGACGAUGCAUAUGAGUUAGCGGGCACUGCAAUCCAAGCAACGCUCGAUCAUAAGGACGCAACGGCGAGAACGACAAACGAAGCGACACGCCUGAUAAACGCGCUGUUCUUCCAGCCAUCGGAAGAGGAUCUGGCCAUUAUCCAAGGCAAAAUGCAAGGAGUGAAGAACUGGAUGGAGUCCGGUGGCCGAAUCAAUAAUGGACAGAACAGACAUGGUCCCCUUCUCUUCUGUGGGGACACCUGGAGAGUUCGCGAGACCAUGAGCAGCCAGAUGAAAGACGCCCACGGCAACCCCAUGGUCAAGGAGAACGGCGAGCCGUAUCUCAUCAGCGAUAGCAGGGAGAUGAAGAAGCGUCGCAAGAAAGUAGCAGAGGAGCUGGGAAAAAACCCGAAGUUUAUUUACCCGCACUGGAGCGAGGCCCUUAUGGCUUACGUCUUCGAUAUCAAAUACGGUGACGAUCCCACGCAGGGUCCUUGUGCGACAGACGCCAACGUCAUCGCUUAUACCAUCAAUGAGGGGUCUUUUGGCGCCAUCACACUAUGCGACGCGGCGUUCAAUGGACGUCGAUUACGCUCUGUCGAAGCCUCAGCACUCCCAAGCGACUUAUUUGAAAAUAACCAACCACCUUCCGGCGCAGUUGAACCCCAAAUGAUCUCUAAAGUGGUUCCAGCCGGACGGACUGCAUAUCACGAAUUGUUUCAUUUGUAUUGGGGGAACUCAGUGAUGAACAAGGGUGACGAUGAGGAAUACAACUUUCCCCGGAUGGCCGGAAAUAAGCUCAGAAAAAAUGGCAAGAUGUACACAAAGUCCCUAGCCAUGAAAAAUCCAGAGACCUACGCUCUGGCUGCGGUCGCCUAUGACUAUACUCUGCAUGUCACCCAUACUACAAAGAAGGGGACAUACCCAGUCGAGUUCUACACAGGCUUCUGUACGUAUGAGAUGUGA
Messenger RNA from Aspergillus pseudoviridinutans, 1086 nucleotides. RefSeq lists its product as uncharacterized. Gene Ontology annotation, molecular function: metallopeptidase activity. The record is from RefSeq and is a predicted model, not a curated record. The transcript is spliced from 4 exons. Bases 1 to 1086 code for a protein of 361 amino acids. NCBI's taxonomy places the organism in Eukaryota, Fungi, Ascomycota, Eurotiomycetes, Eurotiales, Aspergillaceae.